Molecule: messenger RNA, 1042 nt
Organism: Frankliniella occidentalis (western flower thrips)
Lineage: Eukaryota; Metazoa; Arthropoda; Insecta; Thysanoptera; Thripidae
Product: NADH dehydrogenase [ubiquinone] 1 alpha subcomplex assembly factor 3
Exons: 4
Coding region: 320-925 (201 amino acids)
Biological process (GO): mitochondrial respiratory chain complex I assembly
Cellular component (GO): mitochondrial inner membrane
Source: RefSeq, a predicted model, not a curated record
UUGGCUCAGUAUCGUCUGCUAACCGUCCUUGGUUAUGCCAUAGGUUAGAAUUCUCUUUGAAGUUGGGGAAGUUGGGGUUGAAAUAUUUUGAAAGAACUAGGCGAAAAUAUUCUCGCUCACCGAAGUCCUCUCCUCUGGGCUGUCAUCAAACCGAACCUACAUCAUUUGCCUCAUAUUGCCCAUUUGUCUCUCUAUAAGUCUCGCAGAUCAACGAUUUGUGUCUGUCCAAACUGAGUGUUGUAGUUAUGACAUGUGACAUGUACUUCCUUGCAUAAAUAGUAGAAUUCUCUGCUUUUACCUACAACAUAUAUUUUUCGCCAUGGCUUCCAUCAGAAAUGGUUUGAAGGCUGCGUUCUCCUUUUCAAAAAAACAUUUUUCUCAUGAAAUUACUAGAAAACACUCAAGGGGCCUUUAUGGUGUCAGACACUACGGCAGUGGUGCCUACGAUGGAGAUGGUAAAACCCAUACAGUUCUACUGAAUGAUGAGGGUGUCGGCCUCAUGAUAAAUGCAUAUAGUACGAUUGGUUUUACCCUUAAUAAUGGUACCACAGUUAUCGGACCCAUGGCAAUAUUUCCAAACUGUAUUUUGAGCUGGAAUGUUGGAGGUAUAAUUGAUAUAAAUGAAGAGUCCCUAAGUCUUAUCCUUAAUCUUUAUCCUAAACCUGAUAUUUUUAUUUUAGGAAUACCAGAAGUCAGUAAAAAGAUGAACAAAGAGAAAGUUAACUCUCUUUUCCGACUGAUUACAAAACGCAAGAUACAGUGUGAAAUCUUGAUACCAGAAAUAGCAUGCCCAACAUUCAACUUUUUGCUUGCUGAGCAACGUUUUGUGGGGGCAGGAAUCUUACCGCCUCAUAAUCUUGGUGGUGAAGGAAGUGGAGAUGUUGGAUUUUCAUCAUUUAAAUUGGCCUUACCUGACAAAAGGUAGCAAAGUUCUAAAUUACUAAUUUUAUUCUUUAAAUUGUUGCCAGUAAGCUAGGAAAUUUUCUGUAGAAGAUAAAAAUAAAUAAUUCAGAAAAGUGCAUUUUUGACAACUUUUAAUGUA